GGCACGGUCGGCCGGGUGGGCGGACGCGGUGCGGGCUUCUCUGCGCUGCACGCUGCGCACGGGCGCAGCUGCAGCCCUGAGCUGCCGUAGGUGGGCGAGCUGCCCUUUCUUAAUGAAAGACAGGAGGUAGGGGGCGGGUGGCACGGAGGGAUGCUCGACGUGGCUCCCAGUGGCUCCUCAGACCGGUCCCCCGCACCGCAGAGAAAUGACAGCCUUGAAAUGCCUCGUGGGGAUUUAAGUAAAAUGAAUGAAAAUAAACCUGAUGACUCACAAAAUCUUGCUUGUAUUUUCUGCCGAAAAAGUGAUGACUGUCCCAAUAAAUACGGAGAAAAGAAAACUUACGAGAAAUGGAAUUUCAGUGUCCAUUACUACUGUUUGUUAAUGUCAAGUGGAAUUUGGCAGAGAGGUAAAGAAGAAGAAGAAGUUUAUGGCUUCCUAGUAGAAGACAUCAAGAAGGAAGUCCAUAGAGCUUCUAAACUGAAGUGUGCAGUUUGCAAGAAAAAUGGUGCUUCAAUUGGAUGUGUUGUGCCCAGAUGUAAACGAAGUUACCACUUUCCCUGUGGACUUCAGAACGAAUGUAUUUUCCAGUUCACUGACAAUUUUGCGUCAUUUUGCUGGAAACAUCGGCCAGUUCAAGCAAUGACAUCCACUAUGUAUAGAGACUCUUUACCCUGUACCAUCUGUUUGGAGUUCAUUGAUCCUAUUCCUACUUACAGUGUCCUGCGAAGCCCCUGUUGUAAGAAUGCUUGGUUUCACAGAGACUGUUUACAGGUUCAAGCAUUAAGUGCAGGAGUGUUUUUCUUUAGGUGUACACUAUGCAAUAAUACCGACAUCUUUCAGAAAGAGAUGUUGAGAAUGGGAAUUCAUAUUCCUGAAAAAGAUGCAUCCUGGGAAUUAGAAGAAAAUGCCUAUGAAGAUCUGUUACAGAGCCAUAACCGCUGUGAUGUCCGAAGAUGUCAUUGCAAAAAGGGACGAGACUAUAAUGAACCUAAUAGCAAAUGGGAAGUAAAGCGCUGUCAGUGUUGUGGGUCUAGUGGAACACAUGUGGCCUGCUCCUCACUGCAGUUACUGGAACAAAACUGGGAGUGUUUGGACUGUAGAAGAAUCAGCUACAGUGCAGAUUUCCGAAAGGCCCUCAAACACCCAUUAGCCAACUCUACUAAUGUGACAGUUACUGAUUGCCUGUUGGAAGAGCCGGCAUCUAAGCUCCCCAGACAGUCAGCUGGAACCCAUCAUAAAGAAUUACAGAGACUAAAGCAAGAAGUUCCGUUUUUAAGCGCACAGUGUCCCUCUAUAAAAACGUCCUGUUUAACACCAAGGCAAGGCAGCAAGUUUAAGAGAGACAUUUCAACAAUAUUGGUAGAGUUAGGAUUCCAAAUUAAAAAGAAACCUAAGAGAUUAUGGAUCAACAAAGCCAAUGUGUGGAGGAGUGCCUUGGAGCAGUUCCAGGGUCAGAAGUUUAACCCUUCCUACACCAUUGAAGUAGUAUACGUUGAUGAAAACGAACAAUUUGGAAGAGAAUAUCCUGUAUCAAAGCAGGAAUUUCUGAGUCACUUAAUGGAACAUCUUGAGAAUUCAUCUGUGUUUGAAGGGUCUUUGUCAAAGAACUUGUCUCUCAAUUCUCAAGCUCUGAAAGAGAACCUUUACUAUGAAGCUGGCAAAAUGCUUGCCAUUUCCUUAGUUCAUGGUGGUCCUUCUCCUGGUUUCUUUUCUGAGACUUUGUUCAACUGUCUUGUUUAUGGGCCAGAAAAUACCCUACCAAUUUUAGAUGAUGUUUCAGACUUUGAAGUGACACAGAUUAUAUUCAAGAUAAAUGCUGCAGCCGAUAUGAACAGCUUAAAGUCAGCAAUAAACGAAUGCUAUAGCUACCUAGAGAAUAUUGGAUGCUUAAGACUUAUAACAACAUUCAGUGAUAAAUACGUGUUGGUAAAAGACAUCCUUUUCUACCAUGUUAUUAAGAGAGUCCAAGAACCCUUGAAGAGUUUUAAGCAGGGUCUGAAAAUACUUGGUGCUUUAGAGAAGAUUCAAGCUUACCCAGACGUAUUUCAUAAAAUCCUCUGUCGUAAACCUGAGAAUCUCUCUGCAAAAACCCUUAGUGAUCUUUUCACAGUCCGUGGAUUACCCAAUGGACAGACCUUGAGGUUCUGGAACAGUUACUUACAGGCUGUAGAGGAUGGUAAAUCUACAACUACAAUGAAAGACAUUCUUAUUUUUGCAACCGGCUGUAGUUCUGUUCCACCUGCUGGGUUUAAGCCCCUUCCUUCAAUUGAAUGUCUCCAUGUGGAUUUUCCUGUUGGAAACAAAUGUGAUCACUGCUUAGCUCUGCCAAUCACCAACACAUUUCAAGAGUUUCAAGAAAGUAUGGAUUUUGCCAUAAGAGACACUCUAAGACUAGAAAAGGAAGAAGGGUCUCGCUCACUUUCAUGGACAUAAAUGAAGAGAUGCUUCUUUAAAGGCUGCUAUUGAUAAAGUUAUUGCUAUUAAUCAUCGCUUUUGAACAUUCUGGCCAGCUUCUUGGCUCACUAAAAUUUAUGACUCUCUUAUAAAGGGAUGUUUUGGCUUCUGAACCACUGAAGGUUCGGUCAAGACAUUCUAGUAUCCAGUGAUAGCUUCCUAUUACUAGGCUUUCUUCAUAACUUCAAUAUGAAUGUUUUUCGAAUGGUUGUGCAAACUAUUCUGCUGUACAGGUGCUCAGCUAUAUUAGCAUGACAUAAGAAAAACCUGUUCCCUUGCUUUUUCAAUUAGGAUUUACCUUUAUAGAAUGACACAACUUUUGGAGUUUUCGUUUUUUUUUGUAUGUUUCGUUUGUUUUAUGUUGUUUGUUUUUCUCUAUGUUGUCUGGUUUUCCUGGAAUUGAUUAUGUAGAAAGGCUGUCAUAUUUCUCUAUUUUAAAGCAUUAAGUAGAAAAGUUAGAAAGUCAUCUCAUAUAUCAGAGCUAUAGAUAUGCUUUUCUAGGGUUUAAGUUUUAAAUGUUUCUGUAUUAUUUUGUAUUUUGUGAACAAUACAACAAAUAAGGACUCAUUGAAGGUCCUAUAUAAGGAGCAGAGCUAGACAAAUAACUCUGGAGUCUAUGGGUGCUCCAUAGGCUUCCAAGCACUGCUGCUGGCUCUUCAGUUGUACUUCUGAGUACGUUAGGAUGUACGUCUCAUUCCGUAUGUCUCUUGACUGUCAGGUUUGGCUAGAUUGCAGCUAUUUAUUAUCAAGACUGCCCUAUGACUGGUAAGAUCUCACCACAGCAUUCCAUAGUUAACCUUUGCUUUCAAAAGAUACAUUGUAUAAGCAAUGAAUAAAUUAUAAUUUAAAACUUCAAAUAGUUAAAAAAACACUCUAAUUUUGCCACAUAGAUAUAAGUAAUGUAUUUUGUAUAUUCUUUAUAAACUAUUUAUUUUUCAAUCUUUUAUUGCUUUGCGGUAGGGUCUGUCUAUAGAGCCCCACCUGUUAUAAAUUUGCAAUCCUCAUGCCUUAGUCACUUGGUUGUUGGGGUCAUGAUGUACACCAAUGUCCCCAGCAGUGGUUAUCUUUUGAUUGUAUGAAUCUGCCACGAGCAACAGGGAAUCAUGUUCUUAAUCAGUUCAAGGUAUAGAUAGUCUCUAGCAAGGUAUCAUGGCACAUACCUGUAAUCCAUGCUCUGGGGGUGCUGAGGCAGGAGGAUCAGGAGUGACAGAGCAAGGUCAAGAGCGUUCUUGGCUACAUGAAACCCUGCCUUGACAAACAGCUAAGCAGAGUUCUUGGCUACAGGAAACCCUGCCUUGACAAACAGCUAAGCAGAGGAGCCCCUCCUAGUACCACCUUUAUAGCUGUGGCUUUGCAAAUCUAGUGCCUGGAUCUGUUAGCGAGGAUAGGGAAGACAAAGCCCCAAGUUUCAGUCCGAAAAAUCAUGGGAGGUUAAGAAAAGAAAUCAAAUUUUUCUUGAUACACAUAGCAGGUGUCUGCUCUUCGUCAUGUACUGUUAACCCCGGGAAACACCUUAAAUAAUAGGAUCUUAAUGCCAAAGGAAAAAACCCAAAUGUAAUCACUGUGUCAUUUUUGUUUGUUGCUUCAGUACCCUUCAAGUUGUACUUAACAGAACUAAUAAAGUUCCUUUCUUUUUUUUAAACAAGCAUUUAGUCUUAAGGCAUUUCUUUAUUUUGUGUUACAUUUUGCUAGAUUUUCAAAAGUAAUUUAGUGAUCCAUCAUCAAUUCAAACCUCAUCUCAGCAGGCAGCUUUCAUUCCAGCUGUGUUGAUUGAUAAAUGGGAUCUUUACAUCUUAACCUACUUAGUUCUCAUGAUGUUUUUAAGACUGUAAAAUCCAUGUAACUUAAAUGCUAUUUUCUGACUUGUAGUUUGAGUUAAUAUUUUUCCUAGGAGAGUAACGAGGCUAGCAGCCCUCAUACAGUGUUGUGUUGGGGUAUGGAGGUAUACUGUACUGAGAUAGUUUGGGCUGCCUACAAGUAAAAGUAGUGUUUUGCUUCCGUAAGUGUGGUCUUAGUUGUGAGAUGGUAUCAUUAACAAAAGGAUAUUUAUUUCCAAAGGUAUUCUAGUUAGUGUGGUCUGUAGGUUAAUCUUUACACUUGAGGCUUAUCAGAGAAACUUCAGUGUUACUGUAUUGUGCUUAUAGCAUGUUUUAUAGCUUAGUUCUUACACUGAAUUUUUAAAUACAUAGUUUCAACAUUAUGAAGCAACAGUUUUUUGUUUUAGUUAAGUAAAAAGAGUGCACUAUCAUGGUCUCUAUUAUCUAUGUUUCCCCCUAUUUAAUUAUAUUGGAAGCUUUAGGAACCUGUACAUUUAAUGUUGAAAUGCUAUAUAAAGGGACAUAAAAUGGUAGGCUUUCCCAGUGACUUUGCUUUAGCAUUCGGUCAUGUUAAAAUAGUAAUACCUAGAGUCUGUUGAUAAACAUUACCAUUAUGUCAUUGUUACAAAUUAAUGUGCUUCAGAUAAUGCAGUAAAGCAUGAAACACUUAAUCUUGAGUUACUUGAAUGUAUAUUAUCUAUAACCUAGAAAUUGUAUAGCCCCUGAAAGAGACCCAAUUUUUAGUUAUGUUUUUGACCAUUUUCAAAUAUCCAAAUAUACUCAUACCUACUGCACACCAGAUAACUGUACUGAGAUAGUUUAUACAUCUGUCUAUUUAAAAUAUAACCAAAUCACAUUGUGCUGAGGAUGCAGCCCAGUGGCAGAGUGGUGUUCUUGGCAGCCUGUGUUAAGACCUUGGGUUUCAAAAAAAAAAAAAAAAAAAAAAGGAACUGUUGAGUCAUUAAAAAAAAAAAAAGACCUUGGGUUUCAUCCAUAGUGUCACUAAGAUUUUAAGAAAAAAGCAUACAAUAAAGUUUCUAAAUGUUUUUGUGCCACCAAAUGUGAAGUGCCCAUAAAUGAAGACUUCCUGGGAUCUACCUCGGGGUUACUAUUGCGAUAAUGAAACACCAUGACCAAGCAGCUGGCGAGGACGGGGCUUAUUUUGCUUACACUAACAUGUUUCUCAUGGAUGGAAGUCAAGGCAGGAACCUGGAGGCAGGAGCGGAUUCAGAGGCCAUGGGUAGGUGCUGCUUUCCAGCUUGCUCUCCAUGAUUUGCCAUUUGCUUUCUCACAGAACCUAAGACCUCCAGCCCAGGGGUGGCAGCAAGCACAAAGGGCUCUGUUGCAGGAGCUCCUGCAAUAGCGCUCGGCCCUCACCAACCAAUCACUCAUUAAGAUGUCCUGCAGGCCUGCCCACUGCCUGGUCUCAUGGAGCUUGUUCUCAAUUGGGAGUCCUUUCCUUGGAUGUCUCCAGCUGUGUCAAGAAUCAAAUAAGUAGUCAACUCUCUUUUAUAAUUCAUUUCUCAUUUUUCUUUUUUUCUGGUUUUCCAAGACAGGGUUUCUCUGUAUAUCUUUGGAACCUGUCCUGGAACUCACUAUCCUUGAAAUCACAGAGAUCCGCUUGCCUCUGCCUCCCCAGAGGAUUAAAGGCGUAUGUCACCACUGCCCAGCUCAUUUUUCUUUUUUAUUAGCAUAUAAUAAUUGUACAAAGCAAUGUUUAUCAUGACAUAUCUAUACAUGUAUGUAAUAAACUUGGGUCACUUUUUUUCCCUUACUGCCUCAUACUUGACCCCAUCCCCUUCUCUCACUAGUCUCUUAACCUAAUAGUCCACUUACAAGGUUAAUCUUAUUAAGUGGGUAAAAUCCAAGAUCUUUUAUUUUUCAAGCUUGAGAGAUCUUGGAACUCCUAAGAAAUGAAUUGGUUUGGGCUAUUCUAUGAUAAAACUAUCACCUAAUGUUUAAUUAUUUAAGCCAAAAAAAUUGGAGUCAGAUAUAUACAGUUAGUAAAUUAACACUCUGAAACCAUAGUUUUUACACUGUAAUCACGUGAGAUAAGUUUAAAACCAAGAUAAGAUAUUCGUAUUAGCUUUGCAAGGAUUUUUUUUUAUAUAGCUUCUCUUCUGUGGGGUGUAAGUUGCUAUCAGUUCAUUCCCCCACUACACUACAGAAACACUAUGAAUGUUAGCAAUGUCUUAGUGUUUUAUGUUAAUGUGCCUGAUAGUCUUGGAAGGAGUUUGUGGUGGAAGUUAAAUGAUUAAAUUGUAAAUUUGUAUUUAAAAGUGGGAUUGCUCAUGUGACUAAAAUUGAACUCACUGGAAGGUGGAAAAGCCAUUAUGCUUCAUAGUUCAUGGAUACUAGAAUCCAGAAUACUUCCCUCAAGGCAGAAACUGUUAAUUUUACAUUACAAGCUAGGUUGUUGGAGAUCCCUUUAAAAUAUUAGUGAUGGGAGGCUGGAGAGAUGGCUCAGCGGUUAAGAGGACUGACUCUUCUUCCAGAGGUCCUGAGUUCAAUUCCCAGCAACCACAUGGUGGCUCACAGCCAUCUACAAUGAGAUCUGGUGCCCUCUUCAGGAGUGCAGGUACACAUGCAGGCCGAGUAUUGUAUUCACAAUAAAUAAAUAAAUCUAAAACCCCAGUAAACAUUCUAUUUGAUUUCUUAAUACAUGUGUCAGCCAUAAAAUAAAAGAUAAUGUAAUUUUUGCAGAAUCCUGAUUCUAGGUUAAGGUAUUUCCUGGUAGAUUAAAAUAUAAAAUAGCCUGUUUUCAUCCUACAAAAUUAAAUCUUUCUUUCGAGUGGAGUGCAUGUUUUUGUUGUAAAAUGUAAUCUUGACUUUAAAAAAAUAGGAAAAAAUUUACUUAUAAGUAAUCUUGAAGGCCAAAUUAUUGAAGGUUUGAUUUUUAUCUCAAUCUGAUUGUUCAGAAUUAACCCUUAAUGAAAUGU
Microtus oregoni (creeping vole) is the source of this 7210-nucleotide messenger RNA. RefSeq names its product G2/M-phase specific E3 ubiquitin protein ligase (gene G2e3). The record is from RefSeq and is a predicted model, not a curated record. The transcript is spliced from 16 exons. Gene Ontology annotation, cellular component: nucleus. Bases 151 to 2433 code for a protein of 760 amino acids. Gene Ontology annotation, molecular function: ubiquitin-protein transferase activity. NCBI's taxonomy places the organism in Eukaryota, Metazoa, Chordata, Mammalia, Rodentia, Cricetidae.